UCGGAAUCGGCACGCGCUUGGGCCGGAUCGGUAGCGCCAGCAAUACCUCCAGCCCUAAUCUAUAAUACAACCCCUCGAAGGGACAUUUUUAGAAGCCAUUCUGGCGUGAAUGUCACAGUUUACGAAGUUGACAUCGGUCCGCCAGAUAGACAGUCAGUCGUGUAGGCCGACUUUCGGAGGGCCGCCCCCCUCGUCCCCGCUUCGUUGUCGGGAUUACUACUCAUUUCCAUGCCCACAUGAGUCGAAUGUGAAUGGAGACGUGACCACGUUUUGAAACACGAAAAACCCUCAUGCGAUCUCUGGAUGGCUAAGCAAUGACGCAUCGCUGCUCGAAGUUUGGGUUUUCAUGCCGUCUGACGAUGUUGCCUGCACGAGGUUAAUGCAGAAUGCUUCUUGCGUCUGGAGAGGUGUUGCGGCCGAUGAUGGACCUGAAAUGCGCUUCUUCGAUGAAGGGUUCGUGUAGUGGAGAUGAAGCUGAGGUGACACGGUGUGGGUGAUUUGAGGUUGGGGGUAAAUUUUAGGGGAGCACGAUGAAGGGUUUGAUGCCGGGACGCGUUGAGAUGAUGGGGCUGCUUGGUGGUCAGCGGAGGAUGAAGUCGAUGCUUGUGUGGAUUGUAGUAGUUUCGUUAGCGUUUACAGCAGGGAUGUAUGCGGCGGGUGGAUCAUGGGUGAGGCGCGGCCUUGGAGCGCACAGUUCGACGUUAUGGAAGACGGGUCGCCCCAGACAUAUUCCGAACUGGAGAGAGAGUGCUGAGGCUGAGUUCGGUCAAGACAACAACGAUGAAUUCCCGGGUUUGGAAAACGUUUUGGAGAGGGCCUCUAUGCCGAAUAAAACCAUCAUUAUGACAACGUUAAACCAAGCAUGGGCGCAGCCUCACACAAUGAUACAAUUGUUUCUGGAAAGUUUUCGUGAAGAGGAAAUCUCGCACCUCCUCCCUCACCUGGUGAUUGUCGCUCUGGACCAAGUGUCUUAUGAUAAAUGUCGGGAGCUACACACUCUUUGUUACAUGCUAAAGACAAAAGGUGUCGACUUUUCGGGAGAAAAAUAUUUUAUGACCGAUGAUUACCUAAAAAUGAUGUGGAGAAGAAUAUACUUCCUCGAAGUCGUUCUCGAAAUGGGUUACAGCUUCGUUUUUUCGGAUGCAGACAUAAUGUGGUUUCGUGAUCCCUUUCCUCGAUUCGACAAAAAUGCGGACUUUCAAAUAGCAUGCGACCAGUUCACAGGCAUUCACGAAGACACGAAUAAUGUGGCGAAUGGAGGAUUUGCGUAUGCACGGUCCAACAAGCGCACCAUCGAUUUUUACAAGUAUUGGUACAUGUCAAGAGACGAUUAUCCAGGUUUGCAUGACCAGGAUGUGCUGAAUAGAAUCAAGACAGAUCAAGAUUUUGUGGACAUCGGCCUACAUCUUCAUUUUCUCGAUACUAAACAAUUUAGCGGAUUCUGCCAGAUUAGCAAAGACUUCGAGGAGGUUGUUACGAUGCAUGCCAACUGCUGCAUGGGGCUGCAGCGAAAGCUGGUGGACCUGCGUCUUGUAAUGGAUGAUUGGAGACGAUUUAAAGUCUUGACUCCACAAUUGAAACAGCAUAAUCAGAAAAUAGAAUGGCGGGCUCCUUCAGAGUGCCGCUUCUCAACUCUUGAAAAACCGACAGACUAGAAUAUUAAGGAGGAAACGCCCAUCGGUUUCAGUGCAUCCGCGUGAUUAUCCAAUUAAUGGGCAAGAUCGUCUAUUUCAGUUGUAGAUUAUUGCGUUUACUGUUGAGCUGUUAUUUAUUAGGAACUGUGUACUGUUAUCCUUCUCACGUGCUAAUCUGAAUGUCCAUAGUCAGCAUGGUCAUGUGACGAUUCAUUCAAGCAAAGUUGAUAGAUCCACUUAACUCGAUCUAGCUUGUGGUUAUAUCUAACGUAAUGAUAAUUGAAUGAUUGCUUAUACUUA
Physcomitrium patens is the source of this 1934-nucleotide messenger RNA. RefSeq lists its product as uncharacterized. The record is from RefSeq and is a predicted model, not a curated record. Lineage: Eukaryota; Viridiplantae; Streptophyta; Bryopsida; Funariales; Funariaceae.